AUGGAUUCGCAAAGUCAUACAUACGAAAAGGAAGAGAGCGAUGGGAACGAGCUAGAAGUCAUUCCGCAACAUGAGAACUCGGACGAAUCCAAAGUCGAAGCAGAUCGCAAUUCUGAUGUCCAAAGCCUGGAACGUUUGGUAAAUCGUUCGGAAAACUCGUUGGACGAUGACAAUUGGAGUCAGCAAGUGGAAACGGAUGAAACCGUACACAUGGCGCCUUCUGUUGUGAUGGAAGAGAUGGAAGGUUCUCCACAUCAUGUCCCAUCCAUUGCCGAUAAUAAUUCAGAUGAUCUCACCAGUGACCGCCGACUAUUGUCUGCUUCGAAUGGUCUUGCGCCAAAACGAGAGGAACCGACUCUAAAGGAGAAAUUAGUGGAGCGAGAGCGCCAACGGCGAGUGGAAACAGAAAGAGCUCGCUUAAAACGUCAUUUUGCGCUUUCCAGCAACGAUGCUGGAGCGCCUAGUGUUGAAUCCGGAGAGCCCGACGGGUCCGUACCCAGAGAAAACGGAAGCAUAGCAGCCACUAUUGGGGGAGGCAGUAGUGUGGCGUUUUUCGAUCCAAAUGAUGAAGAAGGGCAGCGUUUGACAUACCCAAUGGAACGUUUCCUUCAAGAUCAGGGUGUUAUUGAAGAAGAGUCCACACGAGACGUGGCAAGAGACGGCGGAGUUCUUAUGGAAAGAUUUCUCAUGGAGCCAGUGGUAGUCGUUGACAGUCCAUCCGUCUCUCGCGAAGAUAAUCAGCAUAUUGACGGUAGUGCGUCAUUUGAGGUUGAGCCACACAGUCAGGAGGAAACAGUAGGGGCUGUACGAGUGCCUCCGGAAGAACCUGUGAUCGAUCGAACUCCCUCUGAUCCUGUAGAAGGCAUGGGUGUGGGAGAACAAACAGCUUCAAGUGCUGAUGGUGCAGCACUUCCAGAUACGGAGCAAAUAUCAUUCCCAGCAAGUCCCUCAAUGGACCAUUCGUUUGGAUAUGACGAACCACGCGUCCUCCGACUAACGGAGGCUGAGAUUCAGGAAAUGGCUGCCAUCGAUGAGAUGAGCAGGUCCAAUGCUCCUCCAUCAGAUCGUGGUGACAUUUCAGAGUCAUCCUUUGUUGGGGAGCUGAUGUCGGACUUCGCUACUCCACAAAUCGAGAAUAUGGGGUGGGUGAGCCAAGGGACAGGAGCAACUGAGAUGGAGUCUGCUUCUGCUGAUCAUAGCCGAAGUGAGAGGACCAUGUCCGAACAUGAUGGCAGUCCUACCAUCAAUAUACCAGGAACUGCUUCCGUUUCUUCUAAUGCUGUUUCUAGCACAGACGCAAGCGUAGCCGCAAACCCACCGAGUGAGAUCGAAGGUGACGAGGCUCUUUUAUCACCAAUUCAAAGUAGACUGGAGAGCCUAGAUAAUCCAAUUGGUAGCGAGGAAGAUGCCAGUCAUGGUGACGACUCCUUGGCCCCAAUGCCGGUGGACGAUCCUGGACCACCCGAUCUCUUGCAAGAACCGGGCCAAGCGGAAAUGAGAAUUGUCAACCGACAGAUACGCCCGGGUAUGGUUCCUCGAAAUCGAGGAGCUAUAGCGAGUCCCUUGCGACGCUCCAUAUCGGCUCCUGACAAUCUCAGUUUUGAUGUGUCUGGAUUUGACUACGACAAAGAAGAAGUUUCUCCAGAAUCCCCUAUUGUCAAUCAAGAAGACGUCCUUCCGAGCGACAUGUGGUCACCAGGUAGCAAUAUGAGCUGGUCACCGUCUUUGAAAAGAUCUGUACAAGCAGCGACUACUCCUGUUAGCAUUCCUGUAUUGCCAUCUUACAGCGACAACAACGAUGAAACUGAAGGUGUGAAAUUGAAUCCUCGUCUUAGCAGAAACCAAAUGAACGCAAUGGGUACAAAAGCUCAGUCUGGUCCGACAGUCCCGACGAAGGUCCCAACUUUUCCACAGAUGCAAAAUGGUGAGGUAGAUAUCUUUGAUCGAAUUCGAAUCAGCAACUCGGUUGAUUCCAGUUAUCAGAAUGCCAACAGGAGGCAAUAUUUGGAGGGCACAAUCGUGCAACGAGCUUUUCCUGAGAGAGGGGUUAUACUUUCAAUUUCACUUCUAUUGGAAGUACCCAUACUUCUCAUGAUUUGUGGAGGAAGUGAUAAACUCUUUGACAUUCUUGGCCAAUCGAAGUACCAGCUUUUCGUAGGCAUUCUUCCAAUAUGCACAGCUGUGUCGGGGAAUGUGGCUUUACAAACCAGCGAGCUAACAGUUCGUGCGAUAAUUCAAGGUCAGGUUAAUCGCAAGUCAUACACAUCAUGGAUAUUGAAAGAGAUUGGAGCUUCUGCCUAUCUGGGAUUAGCUAUGAGCACUGUUGUUGGUGUACUGUGUCUCUUUCUCGGUGGAUUCCAUUUGGCAUUUGUUUCCGUGAUGGCAGGAGCUCAGUUUCUCAGCAUCCUUUUAGCAGGUCUGACAGGAAGCAUAGUGCCUCUUUUGGCCACGAAAAUCUUUGGCGACGAAGGAAAAAGCUGGAAUAGUGCAAUUGUUACAGCUGCUCAAGACCUGGUUGGGUCAGCAGUGAUGGUGACAAUGAUCUACAAGCUGGGAGAAAGCUUUGGGCCGAUGGAGGAGAAUGGAGCAGAAAGCUGUGGUGUAGACAGCUUCUAG
Cylindrotheca closterium is the source of this 2616-nucleotide messenger RNA. NCBI's taxonomy places the organism in Eukaryota, Bacillariophyta, Bacillariophyceae, Bacillariales, Bacillariaceae. The record is from the annotation of a GenBank genome assembly.